CCCCGCCCUGUAACACACGCACUGUCACUCAGCAGCCGCUCAGCCUGACAGCGAGGAGGGAGAGACGGGGGCUCUGGCACUUGUACCCGGCACUUGGCACACAGUAGCAGCCAAUAUGUCUGAAGUGAGAAAAUUCACCAAGCGCUUAAGCAGACCGGGAACCGCAGCGGAGCUGAGGCAGAGCGUGUCCGAGGCAGUGAGGAGCUCCGUUAUACUGGAAAAGGCAAGAGUGGUGGAGCCGUUGGAUUAUGAAGCCGUCAUAUCCCAAAGAAAAGCUCAGAUUUACAGUGAUCCACACAGAGAUAUGCUAAUGUUUCCCAUGGAAGAUGUGUUUAUAUCCAUAGUAGACCGCCAAUGGAGGACAGUGCAGUCUAUGGUCCCGGAUGAUGCAGAGAAUGAGGCAAGAAGCCUGUUUGUGAAAGAGUGCAUAAAAUAUUAUACCUCAGACUGGAAAGUAGUAAACUACAAAUAUGAGGAAUACUCAGGUGAUUUUCGGGCUUUGCCCUGCAAAUCAUUUCGCCCAGAAAAGAUUCCAAAUCACAUAUUUGAAAUAGAUGAAGAUUUUGAUAAAGAUGAGGAUUCUGCAUCAAUUUGUUCUCAGAAGGGAGGAGUGAUUAAACAAGGCUGGCUGAAUAAAGCCAAUAUAGGGACCACCAUUCCUGUUACAAUGAAGGUAUUCAGAAGGAGGUACUUCUAUCUAACUCAGCUGCCUGAUGGCUCCUAUAUCCUUAAUUCAUACAAGGAUGAGAAAAACUCAAAGGAUUCCAAAGGCUGCAUUUUCCUGGAUUCCUGCAUUGAUGUUAUCUUGUGCCCUAAGAUGCGCCGUAAUGCUUUUGAAUUGCGAAUGUUGGACAAAUCCAGCCAUUAUUUGGCAGCAGAAACAGAACAGGAAAUGGAGGAGUGGCUGCUGACUUUAAAGAAAAUCAUUCAGAUCAAUGCAGACAGUUUGGUGCAGGAGAAGAAGGACACAGUGGACCCUGUACAAGAUGAUGAAGCCAGCAGUGGUCAGGGGAAAUCAGAAAACAUUAUGGAGAGUUUGGAAAGAAGCAUGCAUCCUGAACUGAUGAAGUAUGGAAAAGAGACUGAGCAUCUUAAUAAGUUAAGCAGAAGUGAAGGACGGCAAAACAUCUUCUCAUUUGAUUCAGAAGUGCAGAGAUUGGAUUUCUCAUUCAUUGAGCCAGACAUAAGGCCAUUUGAAGAGAAAGGCAGCCAGCGUUUCAUUGCAAAGUGUCAAGAUCUGGUCUUCAGUGUCCUUGGAAAUGUUAAUGAUAAACCAGAUGGACCACUUACAAAUGUGGAGCCUUUCUUUGUCACUUUGGCGUUAUUUGAUGUAAAGAACAAUUGCAAAAUCUCUGCUGAUUUCCAUGUGGACCUGAACCCUCCGGCAGUACGGGAAAUGUUGCCAAAUAUUUCAGUUCAGUCGGAUAAAGGUAACAAUUCUAGAAGAGCAUCAGUCAGUGAAAACCUCAUCCAUGGAAUUCCUGAAUUGCAUUUUUUGGACAUAAAAGAGGGGGUCUUCUCAGUGACAAAUCCACACCCUGAAAUUUUCCUUGUAGCCCGGGUGGAAAAAGUACUACAGGGCAAUAUUACACACUGCGCUGAACCAUAUAUGAAAAACUCUGAUCCUACAAAGACGGCCCAAAAGGUUCUGAAGAAUGCUAAGCUGGCAUGCAGUAGACUGGGUCAGUACAGGAUGCCACUUGCCUGGGCUGCAAGGCAAGUGUUUAAAGAUACGCAGGGGACGCUUGACACUGAGGCAAAAUUCUCUCCAUUAUACAAACAAGAUAGCAGCAAACUCUCCACUGAAGACCUCUUGAGGCUACUGACAGAGUACAGAAAACCUGAAAAAUCAAAGCUCCAAGUUAUUCCUGGACAGCUUAUUGUUUCAGUAGACUGCAUUCCCAUUGACUUCUCAAACUGUGUCACAUCUUCCUAUGUUCCUAUAAAGCCAUACAACACAGAAAGCCCUGGGAUUGCUGUUGAGGUAGAAGAGUUUGUGCCCGAAAUAACAAAAUACUGUUAUCCAUUCACUAGCUACAAAAACCACUUUUACGUCUAUCCUCUGCAUUUGAAAUAUGAUAACCAGAAAACAUUUGCCAAGGCCAGGAACAUUGCAGUCCUGAUUGAGUUCAGAGAUUCCGAUGAGCCUGACUGCCAAGCUCUGAAGUGCAUUUAUGGAAAGCCCGGUGUACCUGUUUUCACCAGAAAUGCCUAUGCUGUUGUCUUGCACCAUAAUCAGAGCCCAGAGUUCUAUGAUGAGAUAAAACUCGAGCUACCUCUGCACCUUCACCAAAAGCACCAUUUGUUAUUCACCUUCUACCAUGUCAGCUGUGAUAUCAGUGCUAAGGGGAGUAGCAAGAAGAACGAGAAUCCUGAAACACCAGUUGGCUACAGCUGGGUUCCAUUGUUGAAGGAUGGCCGGAUUAUGACUUCUGAGCAACAGUUACCUGUUUCAGCCAACCUCCCUGCUGGUUAUCUGAGCUGCUGUAAUCCUGAUGCAAAAAAGGUUGGCGGUGAUAUUAAAUGGGUUGAUGGGGCAAAGCCACUCUUUAAAAUCAGAAGCCACCUAAAGUCAACAGUUUAUACUCAGGAUUUGCAUCUGCACAACUUUUUUAACUACUGCCAACUUGUUCAGUCUGGAUCCAAAGAUCUUCCUGGGGAAAUGGUUAAAUACUUAAAGUGCUUGCAUGCCAUGGAGGUCCCAGUGAUGAUUCAGUUUUUGCCUGUGAUUCUCACACAGCUUUUUCAGGUCCUAACUACAGUUUCCCAUGAGGAUGAGGUAGCCUUAAAUUGCACUCUGGUUCUCCUUCACAUUGUGUCGAAAUGCCAUGAAGAAGGUUUAGAUCAUUACCUGCGCUCCUACUUAAAGUAUGUCUUUAGAAUAGAGAAAUCAAGUUCCUCGAAUUCAAGGCCCAUGCAUGAAAUCCUUGCAAUCACAAUGAUAACAGUGCUGAAACAGUCUGCAGAUUUUCUGGCAAUAAACAAGUUAUUGAAGUACUCGUGGUUCUUCUUUGAAGCUUUGGCCAAGGCUAUGGCAUUAUUCCUGAUAGAAGAGAACAAAAUCAAGACUCCUCGACCGCAGAGGUUUCCUGAGGCUUACCAAAAUGUCCUGCACUCACUUCUCCUUUCUAUAAUUCCACAUGUCACGAUAAGGUAUGGGGAGAUUCAAGAAGAAUCUAGAAAUGUCAAUUUUAGUUUGGCCAACUUUAUUAAGAGAUGCCUUACUUUUAUGGACAGAGGAUUUGUCUUUAAUCUCAUCAAUGACUACAUGUCAGGAUUCUCGCUAAAAGACCCAAAGAUUCUAGCUGAAUACAAAUUUGAGUUUUUACAAACCAUCUGCAGCCAUGAACAUUUCAUCCCUCUUAACCUACCAAUGGUGUUUGCAAAAACCAAGCUACUGAGAGUCCAAGAUUUGUUAUCAUAUGCUGUGGAACGGUUCACUUCGCUAGAUAUAAAUCUUGAAUGCAGUCUGACUGAUGACUAUUGCCGGAACCAUUUUCUGGUUGGCCUCUUACUGCGAGAAGUGCAGCAGGUUCUGCAAGAGAACUAUGACAUCAGAUAUAUUGCAAUUUCCACUCUGAAACAAAUUCUAAUAAAACAUGCUUUUGAUAACAGAUACCAGCACAAGAACCAGCAAGCCAAAAUUGCUCAACUCUAUCUCCCACUGAUAGCCAUGCUGCUAGGGAACGUGUCACGGUUUGCUGGCAGGGACACUUUGUACCAUUGUGCUGCUAUGUCUACUUCUGUUUCCAGGGACUCAUUUAUAUGCAACUUCACUUCUUCCAACAGAUCAAGUUUGAUCAUGGACAAAGACACAGGAUGCAGUUCAAUUUCCAAUGGCUAUAUUCUGAACAGAGAGGAUUCCAGAGGAUCAUUGUACAUUGAUGGAGCAACAGAACAAACCGCCACUGGGGAAAAUAUGCGCAGAUGUUCUACAAAAAGCUCUGUGUCCCAGUACAGCAGAUUGGAUUCUUAUGAGAUAAAGAGCCUUCUUAUUUGCUAUCUGUAUAUUGCCAAAGUGAUUUCAGAUGAUUUACUGGUCAGCUAUUGGAAUAAAAUUACUCCGCCAGAGCUACUCAGUUUUCUCACACUUCUUGAGGUUUGUUUGUUUCACUUCAGAUAUACAGGAAAACGGAACAUAGCCAGAGUACAGGACGUGUGGAUGUCCAAGCACUUUGCAGGCGACAGAAAGUCUCAGACCAUGCCUGCACUAAGGAGCCGGACAGGAGCCAUUCAGGCUCGACUUCAACAUCUUAGUAGCCUGGAAAGCUCCUUCACCCUUAACCUCAGUUCAAGCACCACUGAAGCAGACAUUAUCCACCAAGCCUUGCUUGAAGGGAAUUGUGCCACGGAAGUUUCCUUGACAGUUCUAGACACUAUUUCUUUCUUCACACAGACUUUUAGGACUCAGCUGCUUAACACUGAAUGUCACAAUCCACUUAUGAAGAAAAUCUUAGAUAUUUAUCUGGCUUUCCUGAAAAAUGGCCAGUCAGAGAUGUGCUUAAAGCAUGUAUUUGCAUCACUAAGAUCCUUUAUUAGCAAGUUUCCUUCAGCUUUUUUCAAGGGACGGGUGAAUAUGUGUUCAGCUUUUUGUUAUGAAGUUCUAAAGUGUUGCACAUCCAAACUGAGCUCCACCAGGAAUGAGGCCUCUGCUCUUCUGUAUCUUCUCAUGAGGAACAACUUUGAGUUCACAAAGAGGAAAACAUUUCUAAGGACACACCUACAAAUUAUAAUUGCAGUAAGCCAGUUAAUUGCAGAUGUGGCUCUCAGUGGAGGAUCCAGAUUUCAAGAAUCACUUUCUAUUAUUAACAACUUUGCCAAUAGUGACAAAGCAAUGAAGGCAACUUCCUUCCCUUCAGAAGUCAAGGACUUGACUAAAAAAAUCCGUACUGUCAUCAUGGCUACAGCUCAAAUGAAGGAACAUGAGAAGGAUCCAGAAAUGCUGAUUGAUCUACAAUACAGUUUGGCCAAGUCUUAUGCCAGUACUCCUGAGCUCAGAAAGACCUGGUUAGAGAGUAUGGCCAAAAUACACACCAAAAAUGGAGAUUACUCAGAGGCUGCAAUGUGUUCCAUUCAUGUGGCUGCAUUAGUUGCUGAGUUCCUGUUACGGAAAAAGUUAUUCCAUUGUGGGUGCUCUGCAUUUAAGAAGAUCACUCCCAAUAUUGAUGAAGAGGCAGCAAUGAAAGAAGAUGCAGGCAUGAUGGACGUCUACUACAGUGAGGAAGUGUUGGUGGAAUUACUUGAACAAUGUGUUGAUGGGCUGUGGAAGGCGGAGCGAUAUGAAACAAUUUCCGAGGUUUCUAAAUUGCUUAUCCCAAUUUAUGAAAAAAAGCGGGAAUUUGAGAAACUCACCCAGCUCUACAGAACUCUUCACGGUGCUUACACAAAAAUACUAGAAGUCAUGCAGACUGGAAAACGACUUCUAGGAACUUACUUCAGGGUAGCCUUUUAUGGACAGGCUUUCUUUGAAGAUGAGGAUGGGAAGGAAUAUAUCUACAAGGAGCCAAAACUCACAGGACUCUCAGAAAUCUCAUUACGGCUACUCAAUCUUUAUGGUGAAAAGUUUGGCACAGAAACUGUGAAAAUUAUUCAAGAUUCAAACAAGGUGAAUGCCAAAGACCUGGACCUCAAGUUUGCCCAUAUUCAAGUUACAUAUGUGAAGCCAUACUUUGAAGAACAUGAUCUUUCUGACAGGAGAACUGAUUUUGAGAAGAAUCACAACAUUGCCCGAUUUGUUUUUGAAACUCCCUACACUUUGUCAGGAAAAAAGCACGGCUGUGUGGAAGAGCAAUGCAAGAAACGCACAAUUUUAACAACAUCCAACUCUUUUCCAUAUGUCAAGAAAAGGAUACCAGUUAUCUAUGAGCAUCAGGUUGAUCUGAUGCCUGUGGAUGUUGCCAUUGAUGAGAUUAAAGAGAAAACAGCUGAUUUGCAGAAGAUAUGUGCCUCACCUGACAUAGAUAUGAUACAAUUGCAACUUAAGCUGCAGGGCUGUGUGUCAGUGCAGGUCAAUGCUGGUCCAUUAGCCUACGCCAGAGCUUUCCUUGAAGACAGUCAGUCCAGCAAAUAUCCCAACAAAAAGAUUAAAGAGCUAAAGGAUAUUUUCAAGCACUUCAUCCAAGCUUGCAGCAUAGCACUGGACUUAAACGAGCGGCUUAUUAAGGAUGACCAGAUUGAAUACCAGGAGGGUCUCAAGUCAAAUUUUAGGGACAUGGUGAAGGAACUUUCAGAAAUAAUUCAUGAGCAGAUGUUUCAGGAAGAUACCAUGCAGUCAUCCUGGAUGCAGAAUUCCUUACAUGUGUUCUGUGCAAUCAGUGGGACUGUAACAGAAUAAACUGCAGCAGCACAAGAUUGGGGAGUAAUCUUCCUAUCUCAGGAACAAAUGGACACAAGCUUACAAACCAGUUCUGAUCCUCCAGUACAGAAGAGUUGCACUGAGCUACAGCUGGAUUUUAUGGACAUUAUUGCUGUUAAUAGAAACUGUCAACUGGUGUUUGGUUGCUGUUUGUUACUGGACUGAGGUUACUGCAUAACCCCAUGAGUGUUUAGUAAAUGCUUUGUCUCCUCAAAGGUAAAUUGUCAGAUCAGUGUGAUAGUUAUCUUUAAACACUCAUUGGUAAUUUUGACCUGUGGUCAAAGGCAGAUACACAUCUGUUGGUGGCACAAAAUAACAUAUAUCACACAUACUUCAUACAGAAUGUAGGUGCUUUUAUUGACAAGGCUAAUUUAUUACCAGUGGAUGUAGGAGUGAAUAUAGCUAUGCAAUUUGUUACAAAAUUGCCUUGUGCCUAAUACACAAAUUAUCGUAAGCCUUACAAUCACGUGGUUCCGAUAGCAAACCUAUUACAUUACCUAUAACAGUAUUCUAGAGCAUUUUCUUACUGUUGUUACUAGUGUACUCUGAUAAUGUACUUCCAUGUCUGCAACAGUCGAGUGCCUCCAUGAUUUGCAGCCAGUUUUGUCUCUUAAGUAAUCCGGUACAUAUUUUUUAUCGUCAUUUUGAAUAUAGGGAAGAAUGUAUUUAUUUUAGGUUAGAGCUGGACUUAAGGAAUCCUGACGGCAGGGUGAAGAUCCCUUUCCCUUGCUCUCACUUUGCAUGUGGGUGCUAGCAUAGGGUCUGGCAUUUCCAGGAUACAUAUUAUUUCUCUUGGCAGCUUGAAAAGGAAUCAUAUAAUAAAAUAAAGGAUUCUGUCUUGAGUAUUGUAGCUCUGCUCUGUAGCUGUAAUGCAGACACAUGAAGAAACCCGUAAACUCUGUGUAGAGAAUUUACAAACAGCACUUUUUUGUUAGAAGAUUGAAUGGAGAUAAAUUAUAACUGCCUGUUUCCCAAUGAGCUUAUUGUUGGUGUAAGCUGAACGAAACAAUAUUACCAAAAAAUAAAAAUUUAAGUAACAAAAUA
Xenopus tropicalis (tropical clawed frog) is the source of this 7399-nucleotide messenger RNA. RefSeq names its product dedicator of cytokinesis 11 (gene dock11). Gene Ontology annotation, molecular function: guanyl-nucleotide exchange factor activity. Gene Ontology annotation, biological process: small GTPase-mediated signal transduction. NCBI's taxonomy places the organism in Eukaryota, Metazoa, Chordata, Amphibia, Anura, Pipidae. The transcript is spliced from 54 exons. The record is from RefSeq and is a predicted model, not a curated record. The coding region runs from base 116 to 6334 and encodes 2072 amino acids.